Messenger RNA from Diprion similis, 2244 nucleotides. RefSeq names its product pyrokinin-1 receptor-like. Bases 20 to 1819 code for a protein of 599 amino acids. Gene Ontology annotation, biological process: neuropeptide signaling pathway. Gene Ontology annotation, cellular component: plasma membrane. Lineage: Eukaryota; Metazoa; Arthropoda; Insecta; Hymenoptera; Diprionidae. The record is from RefSeq and is a predicted model, not a curated record. The transcript has 4 exons. Gene Ontology annotation, molecular function: neuromedin U receptor activity.
GUCUUUGUAUCGACUGAAAAUGUUUGAAAACGAAACAGUUUUUCCGGGCAGUGGGAUUAGGGAGGAGAAUGAUUCGGCUUGCAACGAUUCAAGAGGGAUCGCCGAGUACUUGAAACUGGAAGAACCCUCGCGAAGGGAUCCUCUCUACAUCGUCAUACCGAUAACGAUAAUCUACGUGACAAUAUUCCUCACCGGAGUCGUCGGCAACAUCUCGACCUGCGUGGUAAUAGCGAGAAACAAGUCGAUGCACACCGCGACCAAUUACUACCUCUUCAGCCUGGCGAUAUCGGAUCUGCUGCUUCUGGUCUCUGGUUUACCUCCAGAGAUGUACUACAUCUGGUCCCAGUUCCCGUACGUUUUCGGUGAGAUAUUCUGCGCGAUACAGAGCUUCGCGGCGGAGACGUCGGCCAACGCGACCGUCCUAACGAUCACCGCCUUCACCGUCGAACGAUACGUCGCCAUUUGUCACCCCUUCGUCUCUCACACAAUGUCCAAGCUCUCGAGAGCUGUCAAGUUCGUUGUGGCGAUCUGGCUCUUCGCCCUCGGCUUGGCUGUGCCACAAGCCAUUCAGUUCGGCAUCGUUUACGGCGAAGACGAGAACGGCACCACCGUAGAGGAAACCGCGAGGUGCACCGUCAAGUGGGUGAUCCUAGAACAUGCCUUCGAAAUAUCAACCAUGCUGUUCUUCGUCGUCCCGAUGACCAUCAUCACCGUCCUCUACGUACUCAUCGGCGUCAAGCUCAGACGAUCGCGGCUUUUGACAGCCGUCAAGAGGACAUCGAUAUCCAACAGCAUAAACAACGGCGAAAGUGUCAGAGGCAAAACGGCCGCUCAACGGAACGUCAUACGAAUGCUGGUGGCAGUCGUCGUCGCUUUUUUCAUCUGCUGGGCGCCUUUCCACGCGCAAAGGCUGCUGGCUGUUUACGCCCAAGGUGCGAGCCAGGAGGAACAUCAUCCCGUUUUAGUCACUGUCUACACAACCCUAACCUACGUUUCGGGGAUAUUCUACUAUCUCUCGACGACGAUUAAUCCACUCCUAUACAACAUCAUGUCCAACAAGUUUCGAGAAGCGUUUAAGACGAUGCUGUCCCAGCAUUGCGGCCGAAGAAAAUCUCAGUGGAAAAGCAGCCCGCGAAGACCAACUUACAGUGCAUUGUCACGUCGUGCGACGCGAGUCUGCGAUUAUCGACACUGUGAUGCGAAUUAUCGGCAGUCAGGAUCGGUUUCCGUAAGCGAGGAGGUGCAACGACCAGCGUUGCAACACCAGGUAGCCUUAGACGUGGCUGAUGGCGGAGUCGAGGGGAUUUUCAAAAGAGAAACUGUCGAACUGGGGGUAGAAGGAUCCCCGGAAAGGAUGACGGGGAAUUCAAAGGAGUCGAAAGGAGUGUUCCGCAACGAUAUUAAAAAAAGUAUCUCCAGAGGAUCCUCGGAUUCUAGUCAAGUCACGAUGACCACGUCGGUCAGCAAGAAGCUCUGCAACGAGGGCAACAACAACGCGGCCUUCAAUUUCGAGCAUCGUGUUCCACAGGAACACUCGAUGGAAACGAAUCCGCGAUCUCAGAAAACCGUGGUUCUUGGUAUUCUGGCGGACAGACUACGGUUCGGAACGAGAGGAUUGUUCGCCUCGGAUGUGAAGAACACCAGGCCUAAAGUGAGACCGGAAGUUGCUAGCGCGCCACCCAGGUUGAGGAGCGAGGCGAGCAUAGAGAGCGCGAACACGAUAAGUAAUUCCAGUCUGCAGGAUCUGGACGAGACGGAAUUCACCGGUUCGGAACUCGCCCGAUACAUGGGGGAGGUGAACUUUGACCUGAUCACUUGACGAUCAGCCAAGCAUUCCAAAGCGACAACGUCGUCCUUGCGGAGAUUCUCACUCAGGGAUUAAAGCGAAAUUCAUCCGCCGUGAAAUUGGAUAUACUGGACUCCGUAGCCGCGAGUUGUUUCAAGAGGUGGAAAAUUAUUUGAGCCCGAUCCGCGACAACGGUGGUCAGUUCGUGAAAACGGAUAGAGACCGGGGGAAAGUGCGGAAUCCGGUUUCGGUUUAUUGGAGUUUCGCGCGUCAUUCGAUGCGUGUAAAGUCCGGCUGAUUGAUGCUCGUCUAAUUAAAUUUCACGCCAAGUUUAUCGAGAGAGCAGAAGGAAACCGAUACCGAUAUAAUAUCCAGAUGUGCUAUAUAUCGUUCAGAUUGAAAGCAAAAUGAAGAAGUGGUUAAAUCGAGCAGCAAGAUGGUACAAGAAAAGUGUGGGG